CUAGUAUCACUUGUCCUUAUUGUUCUAAGAGCUCAAAUGCUUAAUCAAGUUCCUUUAAUGGCAGAGACUCGAUAAACAACCCUCCCUUUCCACUUCGAUUGUCUUUUUUCUUCUUACACUCCAUCAUAUUCAUCUUUCUCUUUGAUCCACCAAAAUUUCUGCUUUUCUUAUUCAUCCCCGGUUGCAUCUAUCUCUUUGACCAUUAUUUUCUUCAACCAAAAAAACCCUUAAACCCCAAAAUUCUCCGCUUGGGUCCUCCGGCCAACCCAGUUCACCGAUUCUCUACUCUAAAUAUCUGUAAUCCUGAUCUCUAUCAGCAUCAAAAAAUGGAGCAUAAAGUUUAUGGUUCUAUAUUCUUCAAAAGUCGCACUGCUGCGAGCUUGGAAUUCUUAAAGCCGCGGAGAGGAAGGGGGAGGAGGUGUUAUCAGACACACCAUUUGGAUAUUCAUCUGUGCUUUCUCGUUUUUAAGUGGCUGGCAAUUGGUUUGAAUCCACAGACGGGAGGCAAAGAGGGUAAUAAUGGCAAUGGCGGGCCCUGGACAGCUUAACGUCCAUGAGUCCCCUUCAUGGGGAUCUAGAAGUGUUGAUUGCUUUGAGAAGUUGGAACAAAUUGGCGAGGGAACUUACGGCACGAGGAUUCAUCUCUGCAUUUAUAAGACAAGAACUUUUUUUAAUCCAAGUUUACAUGGCAAGAGAAAUAAAGACGGGAGAAAUUGUUGCUUUGAAGAAAAUACGAAUGGAUAAUGAGAGAGAGGGAUUCCCAAUUACUGCCAUUCGAGAAAUCAAAAUUCUAAAGAAGCUGCAUCAUGAAAAUGUAAUUAAAUUGAAAGAGAUUGUGACAUCUCCAGGUCCUGAGAAGGAUGAGCAGGGGAAGCCAGACGGUAACAAGUAUAAAGGGGGCAUUUACAUGGUUUUUGAAUACAUGGACCAUGAUUUAACAGGACUUGCUGAUAGGCCUGGGAUGAGAUUUUCAGUUCCCCAGAUUAAGUGCUAUAUGAAGCAGCUAUUGACAGGGCUACACUAUUGUCAUGUAAAUCAAGUGCUUCACCGAGAUAUUAAAGGCUCUAACCUUCUUAUAGAUAAUGAAGGUAAUCUGAAGCUUGCUGAUUUUGGACUUGCUCGUUCAUUCUCAAAUGAUCAUAAUGCAAAUCUUACAAAUCGUGUUAUUACCUUAUGGUAUAGACCUCCGGAGUUGCUGCUUGGGACAACAAAGUAUGGUCCGGCUGUUGAUAUGUGGUCUGUCGGCUGUAUCUUUGCAGAACUUCUCCAUGGGAAGCCUAUUUUUCCUGGAAAAGAUGAGCCAGAGCAGUUAAAUAAGAUCUUUGAGUUAUGUGGAGCUCCAGAUGAGGUUAAUUGGCCUGGGGUUUCUAAAAUUCCCUGGUAUAACAACUUCAAGCCUACAAGACCAUUGAAGAGACGUCUCAGGGAGGUUUUCAGACAAUUUGACCGCCAUGCUUUGGAGUUGUUGGAAAGGAUGCUUACGCUUGAUCCUUCUCAGAGAAUAGCUGCUAAGGACGCCCUUGAUGCUGAAUAUUUCUGGACUGAUCCAUUACCCUGUGAUCCUAAGAGUUUGCCAAAAUAUGAGUCAUCUCAUGAGUUCCAAACAAAAAAGAAACGGCAGCAGCAACGGCAACACGAAGAAACAGCAAAACGUCAAAAGCUGCAGCACCCACAACAGCAUGGCCGCCUCCCUCCUAUACAGCAGUCUGGUCAGGCCCAUGCCCAGAUGCGUCCAGGACCAAACCAGCCAAUGCACGGUUCUCAGCCCACUGUUGCUGCGGGACCUAGCCAUCAUUAUGGAAAGUCUCGAGGACCCUCUGGAGGGCCAGGUAGAUACCCAUCGAGCAGCAACCCUGGUGGGGGAUAUUCUCACCAAAAUCGUGGAGGUCAAGUUGGUGGUGCUGGGGGUGGUGGUUACGGCAGUGGACCAUAUCCUCCGCAAGGCCGUGGUGCACCCUAUGGUUCUAGUGGCAUGCCUGGUGGUGCUGGACCCCGGGGUGGUGGGGGUAGUGGUUAUGGAGUUGGCGGUCCAAACUAUCCACAAAAUGGUCCUUAUGGUGGUUCUGCUGCAGGUCGUGGUUCAAACAUGAUGGGUGGAAAUCGCAAUCAGCAGUAUAAUUGGCAGCAGUAGUUGGUUUUGAUUGAGUUUAAACGGCAGUAGUGCAAUAACUUGAGCCAUAAGAAAGGGAAAAGAUCUCCGCGAAUGAAAGCUCUCGGGAUUUGCACUCAAGUUAUUCAACCAUUGAUUAAUUUAGAAGUAUGCAAUGUUAGAAAGUAGCUUGCCUAAAAUCUCUAGUAUUAAUACAAAGAAAAAUCUUGAACGUUAUUUAUAUUUAUCGAUUAAAGACAAAAAUAUCCUUUAUACGGAUUUACUUUUUUAUCUUUCAUUUUUAUGAUAUAUACUUUUAUUUGUCGAUUACACUGUUUUCUUC
Humulus lupulus (European hop) is the source of this 2432-nucleotide messenger RNA. RefSeq names its product cyclin-dependent kinase C-2-like. Gene Ontology annotation, biological process: protein phosphorylation; positive regulation of transcription elongation by RNA polymerase II. Bases 554 to 2131 code for a protein of 525 amino acids. The transcript is spliced from 15 exons. The record is from RefSeq and is a predicted model, not a curated record. Gene Ontology annotation, cellular component: cyclin-dependent protein kinase holoenzyme complex; nucleus. Gene Ontology annotation, molecular function: cyclin-dependent protein serine/threonine kinase activity; ATP binding; RNA polymerase II CTD heptapeptide repeat kinase activity. NCBI's taxonomy places the organism in Eukaryota, Viridiplantae, Streptophyta, Magnoliopsida, Rosales, Cannabaceae.